Molecule: messenger RNA, 1904 nt
Organism: Daktulosphaira vitifoliae (grape phylloxera)
Lineage: Eukaryota; Metazoa; Arthropoda; Insecta; Hemiptera; Phylloxeridae
Exons: 2
Coding region: 613-1212 (199 amino acids)
Source: RefSeq, a predicted model, not a curated record
CCUGCAAACAGUAAAUUUAAAAAUGUUGUUAUUAUUAAUACACAAAUUAUUACAUGGCGACAAUAGUUGAAUAAAAUCUAGUUGAAAAAAAUCGAUAUUUAAGAAUAAUAUUAGAGUAUUGUUCGUGUGUCAAGUAUUCAUGACAUACAUAACACAACGGGAUCCAAUGCGGGCAUACCUAAAAGCUAUUACCAUAAGUAAUAAUUCAUUAAGUAGAAUAAAAUUCUACAAUCAAUAGUAAAUUUCACAAAAAACAAAGAGUUUCUAAAUUUAUAGUAAAUUUUUUUUAAUCCAUUUCAUUUAUGAAAAAAACUCGUAUAAUAUUUCCUAAAACACUAAUUGAUCCAAAAUUAAUGCGAUUACUUUGGUUGAUCAAUACCAAUUGUUGAUUAUUAAAACUGAAUCAAUGUGGCAGUACUGCUGUUAUCAUCUAACCUAACAUUUCAGCAAAAUGCACGUUUUGUAUUUAAUUCAUAAAUAAUAAAAAAGAGUUUAUUAUAAAAUAAAUAAUGAAACAUGGCUAAUGAAUUCUACGUGUAUUACCCGUUGACUAAAUAAUAAUUACAAAUUAGUGUUUUCAAUUGGUUUUUUUUUUUUUUUUAAUCAACUAUUAUGGAAUUUAAUAAACCGUCGCCGCUUAAAAUGACAGGUAUCUUGCCACAAAACUUUAAGUUUUUUAAACAGCAAGUUGAAAUAUAUAUAACUGCCACGGAAACUGAUGGCAAGCCAAAGCAAGUACAAGUAGCUCGCCUUUUGAACUUGAUUGGUUCAGAUGCAUUAAAAGUGUAUAACACUUUAGUGACUGAUAAAAAUAUGGAUACUGAUGUACCCGGAAUAUUAAAUAGAUUAGAAAAAUAUUGUUCUCCUAGAACAAAUGAAAUAAUGGCUCUCUAUAAAUUUUUUACUGCCAAACAAAAUGAUGACCAAUUUGAUAUUUACUUAACGCGUCUAAAAAAAAUGAUUAAACCAUGUAACUUUGGAGUAUUGGAAAACAAGUUACUCAAAACUCAAAUAGUAUUGGGAAUUCAAAGUCGUGAUACGCUUGAAAGACUACUCAGAGAGGACAUGCCGUUAGACAAAGUGAUAACGUUCUGUCAAUCUGUUGAAGUAGCCGAGAAAAACUGUAUGGAAUUGGAAAAAACAGCAGAAGUAAAUCAAGUUGCCAGACAAAUAAAUGCCAAACCAAAAUCAACUAUUAGACUUGGAUAUUAAUUCUAAUGCUGUUGAGUGUGUAAAAUUAAUAAUUAUUAGGGUAUCCAAAUAAAACUUUUAAUUCAAUUGUAUUGUAUACUUAAGAAAUAUGUUGUUAAUUGCUAUUGUCUAGAAUAAGAAUUAUAUUAACUUUAUUUUAUAUUUAAUUAUGUAUAAAUUUUCAUUAUUUAACUAUUUAAAAUUUUGUUAAUGAUAAGUUAAAAAGGGCAAGAUGUGGCAGUACUGCUGUUAUCAUCUAAUCUAAAAUUUCAGCAAAAUGCACGUUUUGUAUUUAAUUCAUAAAUAAUAAAAAUGAGUUUAUUAUAAAAUAAAUAAUGAAACAAUCACGACAUUUUCAAUUGUCGACGAGAGUAACCGUUUUUGUUCUUGUUAACACAAACACGAGGAAAAGGGUUUUUCUAUACGCCGUGUACUUAGGAGGCCUCUUUAUUUAACACGCUCGUCGUUUAGUAGACGAAAAACAAUUCACGUGGACCACUUUACCCCAAAUCGCCCACGUCAUAUUAAACUGCUAUAAUACCUCCGACCGGAGUACUUAUAGAGCGCUAUGUAUUCCUAGUCGUCUAUGACGUUGUCUCGGUUAAAGCGUCAGCGGGUAAAACUAGGCCGAGUGCAAAACGAUUUCGGCUUGAUCGGCAGCAAGAAAGGGGAGGGUGGUAAAUAAAAACUUCCGUAGCGCGUGUCGUCGUCCG